Molecule: messenger RNA, 2184 nt
Organism: Anguilla anguilla (European eel)
Lineage: Eukaryota; Metazoa; Chordata; Actinopteri; Anguilliformes; Anguillidae
Gene: klhdc4
Product: kelch domain containing 4
Exons: 12
Coding region: 102-1880 (592 amino acids)
Molecular function (GO): protein binding
Source: RefSeq, a predicted model, not a curated record
UUGUGCACAAUACGCAGGCGCGGAAGUGUUGCGUGUUUUGCCGUGGACUGUGCCCAUGUGGGUAAGUUUUACAGUACUAAAUAGAGCAGAGAACUGCGAAAAUGGGCAAAAAAAGUAAAAAAGACAAGAAAGUGAAAGGAGCGGAGAAGACAGCUGCCAAAAUGGAGAAAAAAGUUUCCAAAAGGUCCAAGAGAGAAGAGGAGGAUUUAGAGGCACUGAUCGCCGAGUUUCAGUCUUUGGACGCAAAGAAGACACAGGUGGUGGAAACCGCGUGCACGCCCCCUUCCGCUAGGUUAAACGCAACACUCUCGGCUCACCCAGAAAAGGAUGAACUGAUCCUUUUUGGAGGAGAAUAUUUUAACGGGAAAAAGACAUACCUGUACAACGACCUGUUCUUCUACAAUAUCAAGAAAAACACCUGGGUGAAGUCGGACAUCCCCAACCCCCCUCCACGACGUUGUGCUCACCAGGCAGUGGUGGUUCCUCAGGGCGGAGGACAGCUGUGGGUGUUUGGAGGGGAGUUUGCCUCACCUGAUGGCGAGCAGUUCUAUCACUACAAAGAUCUGUGGGUUCUUCACCUCAGUACUCUCACUUGGGAACAGAUCAGGGUGUCUGGCGCCCCCUCUGGCCGCAGCGGGCAUCGUAUGGUCCUGUGCAAGAGACAGCUGAUGGUUUUCGGAGGCUUCCACGAGAGUGCUAGGGAUUACGUCUACUACAACGACGUCCACGCCUUCAACCUGGACACCUUCACCUGGAGCCGUCUGGCUGCGUCCGGCUCCGCCCCCUGCCCCCGCUCCGCCUGCCAGAUGACCCCGGUGCCCGACGGCAGCGGCGUUCUCAUCUACGGAGGCUACUCCAAAGUGAAAGCAAAGAAGGAUGUGGACAAAGGCACAAUCCAUUCCGACAUGUGCUUACUGAAACGAGAAGGCAAAGAUGAACAGGCGAAGUGGGUGUGGUCGCGGGUUAGCCCCUCGGGGGUGAAGCCCACCCCGCGGUCGGGCUUCUCCCUGGCGGUGGGGCCGGGGGGCCGCGCCCUGCUCUUCGGCGGGGUGUGCGACGAGGAAGACGAGGAGACUCUGGAGGGAGACUUCUUCAACGACCUCUACCUUUAUGACACGACCAAGAACCGCUGGUUCCCUGCCCAGCUGAAGGGUCACAGGUCAGGUAAAAAAAAACGACGCAGGGGCGUCAAAGGGGAGGGGGGUGCAGAAGGGGCGGGGCAGGAGGAGGGGCCGGCGCAAGAGGAGGGUCCGGUGGAGAUCGUGAAGGAGAUCGUGGCGGAGGACGGGACGGUGAUGACCAUCAAGGAAGUCAUCCCCGGAACGGCGAAGGAGGAGAGCGAGGAGGAGGAGGAGGAGGAGGAUGAGGAUGAGGAGCCCGGGGAAGAGGGCGCGGCUGCGGCAGCGCUGGUGGAGCCCUGCCCUCGCUCCAACGCCAUGGCCACUGUGAAGAACGGAAAGCUGUACUUAUACGGGGGGAUGUUUGAGGUGGGGGACCGGCAGGUCACGCUCAACGACCUGUAUGCCCUCGACUUGCACAAGAUGGACCUGUGGGAGGUGCUGGUGGAGAUGGACCCAAAGUCCCAGGAGUGGCUGGAGGAGUCCGAAUCGGAGGAGGAAGAGGAGGAAGGGGAGGACGAGAAGGCUGCCGGGGGCGGCGACGGGGAGUCUGAGGAAGACGGCGACGAUACCGAAGACGACGAAGAUGAAGCCGAACACCCCCCUGUGAAGCCAGGCGAGAAUCUGGCGGACUUUCAAAGCCGGACUGAGCAGUACUGGGUCAGCCUGGCUCGGGCCAACAUGGGCCCAGACGCCAAGGAUAAGAAAGUCGCUAAAGUGGGCUCAGCCAUGGCCAAGGUGUUCUACGAGGAACAGGCGUGAGGCUGCCCUCUCCCAGUGCCCAGAGAUGGGGAGUGUGUGUGUGUGUGCGUGCGUGCCUGCGUGCGUGUGUGCUCGCGUGUGUGUGUGUGUGGGUGUGUGAGAGUGUGUGUGCGCGCGCGUGUGUGUAUGUGUGGGUGUGUGAGAGUGUGUGUGCGCGCGCGCGUGUGUGUAUGUGUGGGUGUGUGAGAGUGUGGGUGCUCAAGUGCCAUCGGUUUUUCCAGUUGAAAUCUGUCUCUUGCAAGACUGUCCUGUGUGGAGGCCGAGCGGAAAUCAGUAGUGGUGGUGUUCAGAUGAGCAGAAGAUC